AUGGGGACGACCGCCCCCGGGCCCGUCCACCUGCUGGAGCUGUGUGGCCAGAAGCUCCUGGAGUUCGUGUGCAACGUGGACAACAAGCACUUGGUGUGGCUCGAGGAGAUCGAGGAGGAGGCCAUGCGCAUGUUCACCAGAGAAUUCAGCAAAGAGCCUGAGCUGAUGCCCAAAACGCCUUCUCAGAAGAACCGACGGAAAAAGAAACGGAUUUCAUACGUUCAGGAUGAAAACAGAGACCCCGUCCGGAAAAGGUUGUCCCGCAGGAAGUCUGCGAGCAGCGGGGACAAGGGGGAGCGGCUGGCCACGGCGGCCGGGGAGAACGGCGCCGUCGUGCGGCGGGUGACUCGGGCGGCAGCGGCAGCUGCGGCGGCGGCCAUCGUGGCUUCUGCUUCGCCCACCCACGGGUCUCCCACCCUGCUGACCAGGACGUCCAAGAUCGUGCCCAGGGUGGAGAUAGGCGCCGGCGAGCGCCACAAAGCGGAGCAGCACGUCAGCCAGCUCGUUUCUGGCCGGGCUCCGUCCCCAGCCCCGGCCUCCCACAGCAGCCCGAUCUCAGAUGAGGAAUCGACACCCCAGAAGUCAGAGGCCGGGAGGCUGGAGUCAGUUGCCGUGAGCUCUCUGAUGGCUACACCCCAGGACCCCAAGGGCCGAGGGGUCAACGCGGGCCGGUCUGCCUCCAAGCUCAGGAUUGCACGGACCUCGCCAGCCUCCCCGUGGCAGGAGCGGGUGCUGGCACCCAUCCUGCCAGAUAACGUGUCCAGCCCCAAGGACACCCGCGUGAACCGGCGGUCAGUGCGGCGCAGCCUCAUCGCCCCGUCCUCCCCGGGCCCCCAGAACUCUCUGGCCCAGAAGUACUGCCUGGUGGACAAGCCAAGGAGCCCCGUCCGCAGGUCAAACAGACUCGUCCAGAAUGCCACCCAAGAGCCGGCCGCCUCUGCCCGCAUCAUCUGUCACAGUUACCUGGAGAGACUCUUAAAUGUUGAGGUGCCCCAAAAAAUCAGCCCCAAGGAGGACCCCAGCAAGGAGGCGGAGCCGGAGCCGGAGCUGGAGGCUGAGCCCGAGGUCCCCAAGAUUGUCACUAGCACGCCCGGCUCGCCGCCUGUGGCUGGUGGACAGGACACGCCCCCCGAGGCCACGGCCCACCGGACAGCGGGCCCCGGGGAGCCGCCGCAGAGCGCCAGGAGGAAGCGCAGCUACAAGCAGGCUGUGAGUGAGCUGGACGAGGAGCAGCAGCUGGACGAGGAGGAGCUGCAGCCCCCCCGGAGCAAGACCCCUUCCCCGCCCUGUCCGGCCAGCAAGGCGGUGCGGCCUCUCCGGACCUUCCUGCACACCGUGCAGCGGAACCAGAUGCUCAUGACCCCUGCCUCCGCCUCCCGCGGCAGCGUCAUGAAGUCCUUCAUUAAGCGCAACACCCCCCUGCGCGUGGACGCCAAGGAGAAGGAGCGGCAGCGCCUGGAGCAGCUGCGGCGGAAGGAGGAGGCCGAGCAGAUCCGCCGGCAGAAGGUGGAGGAGGCCAAGCGGCAGCGGCUGGAGGAGGUGAAGCUGAAGCGGGAGGAGCGCCUGCGCAAGGUGCUGCAGGCCCGGGAGCGGGUGGAGCUGAUGAAGGAGGAGAAGAAGAAGCAGAUUGAGCAGAAGUUUGCUCAGCUGGAUGAGAAGACCGAGAAGGCCAAGGAGGAGCGAUUGGCGGAGGAGAAGGCCAAGAAGAAGGCAGCAGCCAAGAAGAUGGAGGAGAUGGAGGCGCGCAGGAAGCAGGAGGAGGAGGCGCGGAGGCUCCGGAGGCUGCAGCAGGAGGAGGAGGAAGAGCGGCGACACCAAGAGCUGCUGCAGAAGAAGAAGAAGGAGGAGGAGGAGCAGGAGCAGGAGCGGCUGCGCAAGGCGGCCGAGGCCAAGAGGCUGGCGGAGCGGCGGGAGCAGGAGCGGCGGGAGCAGGAGCGGCGGGAGCAGGAGCGGCGGGAGCAGGAGCGGCUCCAGGCCGAGAGGGAGCAGCAGGAGAGGGAGAAGGCCCUGCGGCUGCAGAGGGAGCGGCUGCAGAAGGAGCUGGAGGAGAAGAAGAAAAAGGAGGAGCAGCAGCGUCUGCAGGAGGAGCAGGAGAAGAAAGCCAGGGAGGUGGCCGCAGCCAGCAAGAGCCUCAACACGACCGUGGACGUGCAGUCUCCAGCCUGCACCUCCUAUCAGAUGACUCCACAGGGGCACAGGGCUCCCCCCAAGAUCAACCCGGACAACUACGGGAUGGACCUCAACAGCGACGACUCCACCGAUGACGAGUCGCAUCCCCGGAAGCCCAUCCCCUGCUGGGCCCGAGGCGCCCAGCUCAGCCAGGCCAUCCUGCACCAGUACCACCAGCCCCCGAACCUGCUGGAGCUCUUCGGCACCAUCCGCCAGCUGGACCUGGAGGACAUCUUCAGGAAGAGCAAGCCGCGCUACCACAAGCGCACCAGCUCCGCCGUCUGGAACUCGCCGCCCCUGCAGGGCCCCCGCGUCCCCAGCGGCCUGACCUACAGCCUGAAGAAGUUCUGA
Messenger RNA from Pipistrellus nathusii (Nathusius's pipistrelle), 2520 nucleotides. NCBI's taxonomy places the organism in Eukaryota, Metazoa, Chordata, Mammalia, Chiroptera, Vespertilionidae. The record is from the annotation of a GenBank genome assembly.